This is a messenger RNA of Bufo bufo (common toad), 1832 nucleotides long. RefSeq names its product transmembrane protein 47 (gene TMEM47). Lineage: Eukaryota; Metazoa; Chordata; Amphibia; Anura; Bufonidae. Gene Ontology annotation, biological process: cell-cell adhesion. The transcript has 3 exons. Gene Ontology annotation, cellular component: cell-cell junction. The record is from RefSeq and is a predicted model, not a curated record. Bases 323 to 850 code for a protein of 175 amino acids.
UGCAGCCAGCAGGAGGAGAAGGAGAAAGCAGAGCAGAAAGAGGCAAAGAAAGAAGAGGAAGGAGGGAGGGAGUUAUGCAAAGACGGAGGUCACUGGGUAACAGUCCUCUUCUGUCCUGGAGCAAGGAGCAGCCAGCAGCAUCUGAAUCAGGGGGAACAAGUGGGAAGGAGGCAGAGAAGAGCUCCAGCUCCUAGUGAAGGCAUCAAAUAAGCCUGCUCCACCUGCUUUCCUGCCCACACUUUCCUACCAGGUCUCUUGGCAUCAGUGCUACCUUCUCCCUACUCUCUUCUCAUAUCCUGUGAGCUGAUCCUGGGAGGGGAGCAUGGCUUCAUCUGCCAGCGGGAUGGAGGAGGUCCGCUCCUCGGUCCUCACCCCCCUCAAGCUGGUGGGACUUGUGUGCAUAUUCCUGGCCCUGUGUCUGGACAUCGGAGCCGUUCUGAGCCCAGCCUGGGUGACGGCGGACAACCAGUACUACCUGUCCCUAUGGGAGUCUUGUAAGAAACUAGGCAACGACUGGAAGUGUGAUACAACCCUGCAGAGCGAUUGGCAGAUCGCAACCCUUGCCUUACUACUUGGUGGUGCUGCCAUCAUACUUAUUGCUUUCCUUGUUGGCUUAGUCUCCAUCUGUGUGGGUUCCCGCAGGCGGUUCUACAGACCAGUAGCUGUCAUGCUCUUUGCUGCAGUUGUCCUUCAAGUAUGUGGUCUUGUGCUGUAUCCAAUCAAAUUCAUUGAAACUGUCACACUGAAAAUAUACCAUGAAUUCAACUGGGGGUUAUGGCUUAGCGAUGGGGAGCAACAAUAUUUUCAUUGGAGGCGCCAUACUUUACUGUUUGAAUCCAAAGAACUAUGAGGACUACUACUAGUUGUCUGAGGAAAGAUAAUGAAACAAUAGAUUGACUUGAUUUUUUGGACCUUCCUUUUCUAGAAGACAUGUGGAGCAACAAACAGUUGAUUUAACCUCCCUUUGCCUUUAGGCUGCAAUAAUAUAGCCAGCUUUACAUCCAUUCUAAAGAAAGAAAAAAACAACUGCAGAAAAAAAGGAAAACUAAUGAGAAUUGAAAGAAUGACACCAGUAACUCCAUAAUUGCUGCAAUUUGUUCCAAUCUUAACUGUUUGGUAGAAGUAAGUAAAUAACACACAAGUGUGGUUAUUGUAUAAACUGUAUAAUGAAAUGAAUACAGAGAUGGAUGCCCAAUUUUCCAUGGAAUGCAACAAAGAAAAUACAAGAAUACUUUACCUCUUGUCAUACUGCUGAGGUCACCAUGUUAUUGGGACAAGGUAUGAAAGAAAACAAAUGCUGUGAAAUUACUGAUGGUAAAAUAAGCUAAAAAUCAGAAAAAACAAGAUUCAAGCUUUAUCUUCAAUAGAAGUGGUUCACUAAAUAACAUUACACAGCUUAGCCACAGCAUCUUAAGGAACAUUCUUGUAAUUGGUGGCUAAAAUUCACCUCGUGCACGAAUUAUAAAAAAUGGACGCCUGUUUUCCAUGAAAAUAAAAAAUAGAUUUGUGGGUUUCUUUUGAACUGUGAAUACCAUAGAAAGAUUAUAGCUAGGCCUGCAAGGAUAGCUAGAAAGUCAUUAGCUUUUUAGCAACUAUGUUUUAAGAAAGGAUGUACUGUAGCUAUAGGAGUUGCGUAUGAUUCAUAUUCUAAUGUACCAUUUUCUUUGGCGAAUAUUUGGCAGUAUUAUAAAUCUAUAUAGAAUUUAUGAAGUCAAUAUAGAGCACACAGUUUCUAAUUUCCCAGAUGUUCCAAUUUAUGCUUAAAUUUUGAUGAGAAAACUAACCAUAGCUUUUCAUAUCAUUAAACCUUCAAAAUUAGCUUUAUGUUGAUA